CCCUCCCCUACACACACAUCCCCUGGAUGCAGCUCGUCGGCCCUUUGCUCUGUUAAUCCCGUGAACACUCACUACGAUCUGCCUGUAUGCUCUGCUCUACUCUUGAGCUCUGAUGAUCCAACAAAUGAAUGACAGGACACCUCACUCUGAGAAGACACCAAAAUUCUGUCCGGGAUUAUAACACUGCUGUGAACGUCAUCAGAUCAGAGCCCAUUAAUUGUGUGCUGGGGCUCCACUGGACUCAGUUGGGCCAGUUGAGUAUGAGGUGCCAUGCCUGCACCGUGACUUUCCUCCUGCCUGUUGCUCUUUACCUCUGUCUGGGCCCUGUGUGUUGGGCUGCUGCGCUCCCUAGCUCCUGUGGCAUCAUCUACAAGAGCUUUGCUCAGUGUCUCCUCACUCUGGGGGACAGUCUGGGUGACACACAGAAAGAGCAGAGCACACAGGACAUUGACACAAUCUGCAGAUCAUGGGAUGCGUUCCAUGUGUGUGCGAAUGCGGCACUUGCCAGUUGUCCUGGAGACGCAGCGGCUGUGUGGGAGUCUCUGAGGCAAGAGUCCAGGAAGACCCAGUUUUCUGGAAACCUCUAUGACAUGUGUGCCAGCCGCACCACACUGGCACCCAAUACACUGCCCGUGCCACCCUCCCAGAGGCCACCAACGUCAGACCAGACCAAUCAAGAAACUCUAAAAGGGUACACACAUCACCUUGGACCCGCCUACACCACGCUUCUGCUCUCAGCAUGCAUCUCUCUACUGCUCUUGCUCAGGAUGUAGCCCUGGCCUCCCUCAGACUGCUAUAGGUUCUCUGUGAGCCUUGUGUUUAAAUGGACUGAGCAUCAAAUUAACCAACACACACUUGUAAAAAACCCUCACUCUAACACACACACAAGCACACUCCAAAAUGCAUGCCUCCUCCAACACGCAUCCACACACACACAGAAACGCAAGAAAACACUCCCAAGCGUUAUGGACAUCAUUAUUAUGCAUAUUAUGUAAAAUAGAGUUUCUAUGUCAACCUCUCUGUGCAAUUGUCUGUAUACCACCUAUCAUUUAUAAGAGGGAAGUACUGACAUUACUGAUACAGAGUUGUUCUAUAAUCUACAUGUUGGGUGAACUCUGUUUUUAUAUGUGACAUGUGUAGUGUGGCAAUAUUUGAUACAUGUAUGUAUGCAUAUAUUAUAUAUACCUCACAUGCAACAUGUAAAUAAGACUAAGCAAUAAGCCCAUUAACUGAAUUAUCUGACUUCAGAAGAUAAAUAACAAUAUGCAAAAGACUAUAGUUAAACCAUGUGCAAGUAUUAUGCUGACUAAUAUCAAGGAACUGUCACGAGAAGUGAAUAUCAAAGCAAGUAUUACUUAAUAACUUUAUGCAAUGAAUGGAUUCACAUACAAUACAUAAAGCUUAAGUUACAAAGCAUUAGCAAGCAUUCUAGGCAUGGUCAGAGAGAGAGACAAAGAAACCAUAGCUUGAGCCAUGGCACAUAGCUCAUGGGAGAGGGAGAAAACAAGAAAGAAAGGCGAAGUAUCUCACCACAGCAGUUCAGGAACAAAAAAUAGAAAGAAUGAAUCUAAGAUCUUUUAUAACGUUUGAGUUGUUCGGAUUCAGAAUCUGAGUUGUUGAUCAAUAGCAUUACGGUAAAAUGAACUUCCAAUCAGAUAUCAGACCUGUAAAGACAACAGAACCUCUGCUACCCAGAGGUGUGACAAUGGGGGUUGGUGAGAUGGGGGUUGGUGAGAUAAUUCUGAAUUCCUUAGACAACACAGAGGAAUCCUUGCAUACAGUUGAUAAGUCACUUUGGGGGCGGGCCAGCCACUUUCGUGUUUUUAUGAGCUAUAAGAGUUCACCUGUACAAAAUGUAUUUUACUCAGCCACCAGCUGACUAAAUCCCUAUAUUCCCCAAUCAUUGAUUCUUGCAUUGCCUGCGUGGGCACUGGGCACGGAAUAGCCACCACACACAUUGUGCCUGUGGACUUAUUAUGUAAUGAUUCCUCAUAAUGUAAAAAUUAUAUCAGAAGCUGCACUUCACUUACAUGUUUGUCUUCAUAGUUUCAUGUGAGGUUGCUCAGAGCAGUUGCUUUAAGGGGUGCAUGCUUUGUUUCAUUCAAUUGUAAGAAGUGAAAUCAGACACACAUCUGAUUAAUCCAGACAGUUAAAUUGAAUAAUAAUUCAUGCAUUCAUUUGUAAUAAAAUAUAUUAACAAGAAUAUGUAUGGUGUAGCGUGUAACGUGCAAUGUGUGUGUAUCCUGUAUGUGUGUGUGUUUGUAAUCUUUGCUCUUAAAUCCUUUCAUAACAGAAGGUCAUGAGCAGAUCAAUUUAAUCUGUCUUUGUUCCUGCCCAGCAUCCCUCGAUGCACCCUGACAGCCCAUGUGUCAGGGUAGGGGAGGGAGGAGGGGUAUAGGGAGGAGGAAACAUGAAGACAUGGUGAAUUAUGAUGUGAACAUGGUCAUGAACAGAAACAAAUAUUUAGAGAACAGUAGACAAUCCCAUUUGUGCAUGCGUGUGGCUAUGACGAGAGAGAUGAAGAGACAGGUGGAUAUAUUUUUUGUUAAUCCUCUUUUUGGUACCUUUAUUUAAAAGACCCAAUCUACUAAAAUCUAUUCUCUAGUCUCCCUGUGACCAGUAUUUGACCUGAGCACUUGGCCCUGAAAUCUCACCCUCAGUCCAGGGUAGAUUAAAUGAUAAAGAAGAGAUUCUAUGUGUUUUUGCAUUAGCAGGUCUGUAAUAAUACUACUACUAAAACUCGCAAAGACUUUGACAAAAUAACUGUUCUUUAGGUUCACAUUUCUGCAUGAUCAUCAUCAUCAUUAUUCUAUUUUCUAAACUUGUUUUUGUUUUUUAUGUUUUAUUUUCUGUAAGAAUGGGCCAGUCUAUUGCACAUAUGAGGUGCACAUUUGGUACUU
This is a messenger RNA of Oncorhynchus tshawytscha (Chinook salmon), 2900 nucleotides long. Its product is annotated as neuritin-like protein. The coding region runs from base 129 to 773 and encodes 214 amino acids. The record is from RefSeq and is a predicted model, not a curated record. The transcript has 3 exons. Gene Ontology annotation, cellular component: plasma membrane. NCBI's taxonomy places the organism in Eukaryota, Metazoa, Chordata, Actinopteri, Salmoniformes, Salmonidae. Gene Ontology annotation, biological process: nervous system development; neuron projection extension.